Cyprinus carpio (common carp) is the source of this 1597-nucleotide messenger RNA. RefSeq names its product zinc finger protein 394-like. The record is from RefSeq and is a predicted model, not a curated record. The transcript has 2 exons. Bases 291 to 935 code for a protein of 214 amino acids. NCBI's taxonomy places the organism in Eukaryota, Metazoa, Chordata, Actinopteri, Cypriniformes, Cyprinidae.
GGAGGGGGCAGAAGGCAGAAACUUUUUGACUUGAAGUACAUGUCUGCUGUGAGAUGUGUAUGAACUGAAAGACGUACCCCUGCAAGUGGUUGAGUUGUAGGUUUUGCUGUUGACAGCAUUUUCCUUUGUGUUUUGUAGUUUCAGUGCUUGUUUUGUUUUAUUAUUUAUUAUUAUUUUAUUAUUUAACAACAUUUGAACGCAUUGCUCAAGCAUGCAGAUGGCCUAGGCAAGAUUGGGCAUUGCAUCUUCUUCCGCUGUUAACUGGUAAGGCGAGAGCAGCCUAUGUGGCCAUGGAUUCUGAUGAUGCUAUAAACUAUGAUGAUGUUAAACAAGCUAUUCUUGACCAGUUUGAAAUUAACAAUGAGAUGUACAGACAACGCUUCAGAUCGUACAGUGCCCAGGAGGAUGAGACUCCAAGAGAGCUGCAAGUAAGAUUGAAAGACUUGUAUGAGAAAUGGAUGACUCCUAAACAUCGAACGAAAGAAGAGAUCGGUGACCAGAUUGUGUUAGAGCAGUUCCUUAAGUUACUUAGUCUAGAUACGAGAACAUGGGUGAAGCAGAACAACCCUACUUCAUCUAAGCAGGUGGCAGAGAUGGCAGAGGCCUUUAUGGCAGCAAGACGAUCUUUGAAUCAACCCAGACGAUGGCGGAACUACAGUAUCAGCCCAACUGGUGCUGACUGGGACCACUGGCUGCCCUAUCUGAUGUUUGCCUACAGGGAAGUCCCACAGGUUUCCACGGGAUAUUCACCCUUUGAGUUACUGUACGGUCGUCAGGUUCGUGGGCUGCUAGAUGUCUUAAAGGAGGCUUGGGAAGCAGAUAAUGGAAGCGAGCACAUCUUAUCUUAUGUCAUCAAGAUGCGGGAGAAGAUGGAUUCUAUGGUGGAAAUGGUGAGGAGUAAUAUGACAAAUGCCCAGCAACAGCAAAAGCAGUGAUAUGACCAAUCAAGCAGGAGUAGAACUCUUUCACCAGGGCAAAAAGUCUUGCUUCUGCUUCCCACAUCAGACAGCAGCUUAUUGGCCAAAUGGCAAGGGCCAUAUGAAGUGGUACGGAAAUUGAGCUCUACCAAUUAUGAAAUCCUUCUACCUGAUCGUUGAAAGAAAUAUCAGGUAUUUCAUAUUAACCUCCUAGUAGUAGUAGUUUAUUUCUUCAGUCAUUCAGAAUUAACAACAUACACAAACAGAAUUAUUAUAGUACAGCGAUGACUGAAGGGGUUUAGGCUGAAGUGAAACACUUAUUGAUGCCUAACCCUAUUUACACCAAGAUUUAAAUACCCAGCAUGAGGCAACAAUAAUCAGAAAGUAGCAAAGUGGAAACAAAUGUAAGAAUAUUACCAGCUAUAUAUUAACAGCUCAUACGACUAACAUAUUAAUGAAAUUUUCCAAAUGUAAACCAUUACUAAUAACAUUACACAAGUCACCUUGUUAAUUUUCCUCUAAACAUUUCAUUACCUUAAUUCUGCCAUGAAUCAUUUCAUUAUACACCGGCCUUCUACUUAUUUUACUGGUAUUUAAACUAAACAAUAUCAUUCUAAUGCAAUAUAGCUACCAAUCACAUUUGGUUUAAAUUUUUUUUUGAACAUCCUUAUUGAUUUAGA